Molecule: messenger RNA, 4527 nt
Organism: Mesoplodon densirostris (Blainville's beaked whale)
Lineage: Eukaryota; Metazoa; Chordata; Mammalia; Artiodactyla; Ziphiidae
Gene: CUX2
Product: cut like homeobox 2
Exons: 22
Coding region: 1-4527 (1508 amino acids)
Biological process (GO): regulation of DNA-templated transcription
Molecular function (GO): DNA-binding transcription factor activity, RNA polymerase II-specific; DNA binding
Source: RefSeq, a predicted model, not a curated record
AUGGCCGCCAAUGUGGGAUCGAUGUUUCAAUAUUGGAAGCGAUUUGAUCUACGGCGACUCCAGAAGGAGCUUAAUUCCGUCGCUUCCGAGCUGUCUGCACGGCAGGAGGAGAGUGAACAUUCUCAUAAACAUUUAAUUGAACUCCGCCGGGAAUUUAAGAAAAAUGUACCUGAGGAAAUCAGAGAGAUGGUGGCUCCUGUAUUAAAAAGCUUCCAAGCUGAGGUGGUGGCUCUUAGUAAGAGAAGUCAGGAGGCCGAAGCCGCUUUCCUGAGCGUUUACAAGCAGUUAAUUGAAGCACCAGACCCCGUGCCUGUGUUUGAGGCUUCACGCAGCCCAGACGACAGACUGCAGUCCCCCAGCUUCGACCCCAGCGGGCAGCCGCGGCGAGAGCUCCACAGUUCGUGGAAGAGACACCCUGAGCUCCUCGGCCCCAAAGAACAGAGAGAGGGGACCUCGCCGGCUGGGCCCACGCUGACUGAGGGGAGCCGCCUCCCAGGCAUUCCGAGCAAAGCCCUCCUGACAGAAACUUUGCUGCAGAGAAAUGAGGCAGAGAAACAAAAGGGCCUUCAGGAAGUACAGGCCUUCACUUUGGCAGCCAGACUGGGGGAAGCCGAGGAGAAGAUCAAGGUCCUACAUUCAGCGUUAAAGGCCACGCAGACAGAGCUGCUGGAGCUGCGGCGGAAAUACGAUGAGGAGGCGGCAUCCAAGGCAGAUGAAGUCGGCCUGAUCAUGACCAACCUGGAGAAAGCUAAUCAGCGAGCCGAGGCUGCCCAGCGGGAGGUGGAAAGUCUUCGGGAACAACUUGCCUCCGUCAACAGCUCCAUCCGCCUGGCCUGCUGCUCUCCUCAGGGACCCAGUGGGGAUAAGGUGAACUUCGCUCUGUGCUCGGGCCCUCGGCUUGAGGCUGCCCUGGCCUCCAAGGAUCGGGAGAUCCUGCGGCUGCUGAAGGACGUGCGGCACCUCCAGAACUCUCUGCAGGAGCUGGAGGAGACCUCCGCCAACCAGAUUGCAGACCUGGAGCGGCAGCUCACGGCCAAGUCCGAGGCCAUCGAGAAGCUGGAAGAGAAGCUCCAGGCACAGUCUGACUAUGAAGAAAUUAAAACAGAGCUGAGCAUCCUCAAAGCCAUGAAGCUGGCCUCCAACACCUGCAGCCUCCCGCAGGGCAUGGCGAAGCCCGAAGACUCCCUGCUCAUGGCAAAGGAGGCAUUCUUCCCUGCGCAGAAAUUCCUUCUAGAAAAGCCUGGUCUUUUGGCCAGCCCUGAGGAAGACCCUUCAGAGGAUGAUGCCAUCAAGGAUUCUCUGGGCACGGAGCAGUCCUACCCAUCCCCUCCACAGCUCCCACCACCACCAGGGCCCGAAGACCCCCUGUCCCCCAGCCCAGGGCAGCCCUUGCUGGGCCCUGGCCUCGGCCCUGAUGGCCCUCGGACUUUCUCGCUGUCCCCCUUCCCCAGCCUGGCUUCAGGGGAGAGACUGGCAGGGGACACGCUGCUGUCCAAGCACAUGAUGCCCCCGGCCGCCUUCAAAGGGGAGGCGGGAGGCCUGCUGGUGUUCCCCCCGGCCUUCUAUGGCGCCAAGCCGCCCACGGCCCCUGCCACCCCAGCCCCUGGCCCUGAGCCGCCCGGGGGCCCUGAGCCAGUGGAGGGCAGUGGCGGCAGCGUGGCCACAGCGGGGGCCGGGACAGAGGAGGAGCAGCUGGACACGGCGGAGAUCGCAUUCCAGGUGAAGGAGCAGCUGCUCAAACACAACAUCGGGCAGCGGGUGUUUGGCCACUACGUGUUGGGCCUGUCCCAGGGCUCGGUCAGCGAGAUCCUGGCCCGGCCCAAGCCCUGGCGCAAGCUCACGGUGAAGGGCAAGGAGCCCUUCAUCAAGAUGAAGCAGUUCCUGUCGGACGAGCAGAAUGUGCUGGCUCUGAGGACCAUCCAGGUGCGGCAACGGGGCAGUAUCACCCCGAGAAUCCGUACACCAGAGACCGGCUCGGAUGACGCCAUCAAGAGCAUCCUGGAGCAGGCCAAGAAGGAGAUCGAGUCGCAGAAGGGGGGUGAGCCCAAGAACUCGACAGCCCCACUGAGCAUCACCAAUGGCACAGCCCCCACCAGCACUUCAGAAGAUGCCAUCAAGAACAUUCUGGAACAAGCGCGCCGCGAGAUGCAAGCGCAGCAGCAGGCCUUGCUGGAGAUGGAGGCAGGCCCCCGUGGCCGCUCGGUGCCUCCCUCUCCCACAGAGCGGCCCUCGCUGGCCGCCGUGAGCCAGAACGGGGCCCCGACCCACGUCAAGCAGGAAGAGAGUGGUGUCAGCGGUGGUGGUGUCGGCAGUGGGGGGACCAGCAGUAGUGCCACACAGACAUCCCUCACAGUCCUGUCCCCGGCCGCCUUUGUGCAGAGCAUCAUCCGGAAGGUCAAGUCAGAGAUUGGCGAUGCCGGCUACUUCGACCACCACUGGGCCUCGGACCGCGGCCUCCUCAGCCGCCCCUACGCCUCCGUCUCGCCCUCACUCUCCUCCUCCUCCUCCAGCUACUCCGGCCAGCCCAACGGGCGGGCCUGGCCCCGUGGGGACGAGGCCCCCACGGCCCCCGAGGAUGAAGCAGCCGGGAGCGAGGACGAGCCCCCCAGGGUGGGUGAGCUCAAGGCCGAGGGGGGUGGCCCCGAGGGGGGCAGCGGCGGGCGACUGGCCUACUACCCAGCCUACGUGCCCCGCACGCUGAAGCCCACCGUGCCGCCCCUGACCCCUGAGCAAUACGAGCUCUACAUGUACCGUGAGGUGGACACCCUGGAGCUGACGCGCCAGGUCAAGGAGAAGCUGGCCAAGAAUGGAAUCUGCCAGAGGAUCUUUGGGGAGAAGGUGCUGGGUCUGUCACAGGGCAGUGUGAGUGACAUGCUGUCCCGGCCGAAGCCGUGGAGCAAGCUGACGCAGAAGGGGCGGGAGCCCUUCAUCCGCAUGCAGCUGUGGCUCUCAGACCAGCUCGGCCAGGCCGUCAGCCAGCAGCCCAGCGCCUCCCAGGCCAGUCCCACUGAACCAAGGUCCUCGCCAUCCCCACCCCCUAGUCCCACGGAGCCGCCGGAGAAGACAUCCCAGGAGCCCCUGAGUCUGGCACUGGAGAGCAGCAAGGAGAACCAGCAGCCGGAGGGACGCUCCAGCUCCACGCUGGGUGGAAAGAUGUACUCAGGCAGCCAGACCACAGGGGGCAUCCAGGAGAUUGUGGCCAUGUCCCCCGAGCUGGACACGUACUCCAUCACCAAGAGGGUCAAAGAGGUCCUCACAGACAACAACCUAGGGCAGCGGCUAUUUGGGGAGAGCAUCCUGGGGCUGACACAGGGCUCCGUGUCUGACCUGCUGUCCCGACCAAAACCCUGGCACAAGCUGAGCCUGAAGGGGCGGGAGCCCUUUGUGCGUAUGCAGCUGUGGCUCAAUGACCCCCACAAUGUGGAGAAGCUGAGGGACAUGAAGAAGCUGGAGAAAAAAGCCUACCUGAAGCGCAGGUACGGCCUCAUCAGCACCGGCUCAGACAGUGAGUCUCCAGCCACCCGCUCCGAGUGCCCCAGCCCCUGCCUGCAGCCCCAGGACCUGAGCCUCCUGCAAAUCAAGAAGCCUCGGGUAGUGCUGGCCCCUGAGGAGAAGGAGGCACUGAGAAAGGCCUACCAGCUGGAGCCUUACCCCUCCCAGCAGACCAUCGAGCUCCUCUCCUUCCAGCUCAACCUCAAGACCAACACCGUCAUCAACUGGUUCCACAACUACAGGUCCCGGAUGCGCCGGGAGAUGUUGGUGGAGGGGACCCAAGAGGAACCAGAUCUUGACCCCAGUGGGGGUCCUGGCAUCCUACCGCCAGGCCACUCCCACCCAGACCCCACUCCGCAGAGCCCCAACUCUGAGGCUGAGGACCAAAAGCCUACCGUGAAGGAACUAAAGCUUCAGGAGGGUCCCGAGGAGAGCAUCACACCCCUGACCACCCAGGACAAGACGCAAGUGAGGAUUAAACAGGAACAGACUGAGGAUGCUGAGGAAGAGGCAGGCAGUCAGGACUCAAAGGAGCUGGACAAAGGCCAAGGUUCCCCCAAGGAGGUACAUCCUGACCCUCCGGGUAACGACGGACUCCCAGAAGCAGCCCCAGGGCUCCUUCUUCCAGGUGGGACCACCCCAGCCUGCCCUUCGCUACAGCCCCUCCAGGAGAGCGAGGGCGGGGAGUGGCUACACCCGGACCCUCUAAGUUUUAAGUCGGCCUCAGAGUCCUCACGCUGCAGCCUAGAGGUGUCGCUGAACUCACCCUCAGCUGCCUCCUCGCCGGGCCUCAUGAUGUCUGUGUCACCUGUUCCUUCCUCUUCAGCCCCCAUCUCCCCAUCCCCACCCGGCACCCUCCCUGCCAAAGUGCCGAGUGCCAGCCCCACUGCCGACGCAACCGGGGCCUUGCACCCCAGCACCAAGGUGAACCCCAACUUGCAGCGGCGGCAUGAGAAGAUGGCCAACCUGAACAGCAUCAUCUACCGGCUGGAGAGGGCUGCCAACCGCGAGGAGGCCCUGGAGUGGGAGUUCUAA